Messenger RNA from Dalotia coriaria, 1666 nucleotides. It is a transcript of the gene CstF50, whose product is annotated as cleavage stimulation factor subunit 1 Cst50. The transcript has 5 exons. Gene Ontology annotation, biological process: mRNA 3'-end processing. The record is from RefSeq and is a predicted model, not a curated record. Gene Ontology annotation, cellular component: mRNA cleavage stimulating factor complex. Bases 116 to 1414 code for a protein of 432 amino acids. Gene Ontology annotation, molecular function: protein binding; RNA binding. Lineage: Eukaryota; Metazoa; Arthropoda; Insecta; Coleoptera; Staphylinidae.
UUUUAACAUAACCUUUAAGAUUAGCAUCGUCCCCUCGCAUUGUAGAAUUAAAUGCUUGUCCGUCCUCGUAGACGGUUUUACACUACAAACCUAAAUUAAAAUAAAGCAUUCCAAAAUGCGAGAAGAAGAAGUAGACACUAAGAAUAUAAUCAAAAGUCGUGAACUUCUUUACAGAUUAAUAAUAAGUCAAUUAUUGUAUGAUGGCCAUCAAAAUAUUGCAACAAAUUUAUCCAACAUUGUCAUGGCAGAACCUGCUUGUUCUCCAAGUGAUAGACUGUUACAUGUUGUGACUGCAGGCUUGGAACAUGAACCUGAUAGGAAAGAGAGGCCUGUUAACUUGGGGAUUGGAAAUAAUUCCAUUGGACCUGGUUUGGAUUUGGAGUUUGAAACAGAUUCAAGUGCAGCUGCACCUGAACCUGCCCAGUAUGAGACUGCUUAUGUUACUUCCCACAAAGGCAAUUGUCGUGCUGGAUGUUUUUCAGCUGAUGGGCAACUUAUUGCUACUGGAAGUGUUGAUGCCAGUAUUAAGAUUUUGGAUGUGGAUAGAAUGCUGGCAAAAUCAGCUCCUGACGAAAUGGACCCAUCUCGGGGAGAACAACAAGGACACCCUGUUAUACGGACAUUAUACGACCACAUGGAAGAAGUCACAUGUUUAGAAUUUCACCCGCGUGAACCAAUUCUAGUAUCUGGUUCCAAAGACAACACCCUAAAGCUUUUCGAUAUUUCUAAAGCAAGCGUUAAAAAAGCUUUUAAAACUAUCUCGGAAUCUGAGUCAAUCAAAUGUGUAUCAUUUCACCCAGCCGGCGAUCACAUAAUUGUCGGUACUCAACAUCCAGUCAUUCGUCUCUACGAUGUCAAUACUGCACAAUGUCACGUAUGUGCCAUUCCAUCUCAUCAACAUACCGCCGCUGUGACUUCGUUAAAAUGGUCAGCGGAUGCAAAAGUAUUUGCUUCCGCAUCGCGUGAUGGCAGUAUCAAACUAUGGGAUGGAGUGUCUAACAAAUGCAUUAAUACUUUUGCCAAGGCGCAUGACGGCAUGGAAGUCUGUUCGGUUUUAUUCUCGAAAAACGGAAAGUAUUUGUUAUCGGCUGGCAAAAAUUCGAUUUGUAAAUUGUGGGAGUUGACUACCAGUAGAUGUCUUAUUGCAUAUACUGGUGCUGGCACAACUGGAAAGCAAGAAUUUGAAGCGCAGGCGGUAUUUAAUCAUACAGAGGAUUAUGUUUUGUUUCCGGAUGAGGUUACAACGAGUUUGUGUGCGUGGAAUUCAAGAAAUGCAAGUCGCAAACAGUUGAUGAGUUUGGGUCACAACGGCGCCGUACGAUUGAUUGCACACUCACCGACGCAUGCGGCCUUCUUGACUUGCUCGGAUGACUAUCGGGCAAGGUUUUGGUUUAGGAGGACACCUACAUUAUAACUUUUGUAAACACAUUAGCAUAUGUUCAUCAUAUAGUUUGUUUAGACAGAUUCAUUAUUUUUAACCCUUUCAUUCCACUUUAUGUUAUCCGGUCAAAUCAAUUGUUAUAGGAUUCAGCCGUUAUAAGCUCAGUAAGUUUAAUUCUUAAAAGAAAGAUUUACUUUAAUUAUUUCGGCUAUAUAAUAAUUGAUUAAAUUUGUGUACCUAAUAGUAUGUAUAAACAACCAAAUAAACAUUUGAAAUUUUCAUAAA